This is a messenger RNA of Aspergillus versicolor CBS 583.65, 933 nucleotides long. RefSeq names its product putative GATA transcription factor (AreB). The record is from RefSeq and is a predicted model, not a curated record. Gene Ontology annotation, molecular function: RNA polymerase II cis-regulatory region sequence-specific DNA binding; zinc ion binding; DNA-binding transcription factor activity, RNA polymerase II-specific. The transcript has 2 exons. Gene Ontology annotation, biological process: positive regulation of transcription by RNA polymerase II; negative regulation of transcription by RNA polymerase II. Lineage: Eukaryota; Fungi; Ascomycota; Eurotiomycetes; Eurotiales; Aspergillaceae. The coding region runs from base 1 to 933 and encodes 310 amino acids.
AUGGAGAGCACGUUGGCUGAUCAGAAGCGACCCCAAUUACAGCCGAUAUGCCAGAAUUGCGGCACUUCCAAGACUCCCUUGUGGCGUAGGGACGAACUCGGCUCGGUGCUUUGCAACGCCUGUGGCUUGUUUCUAAAGCUCCAUGGCAGGCCGCGCCCUAUCAGCCUCAAGACAGAUGUCAUUAAGAGCCGCAAUCGAGUCAAAACUGCGGGCCAGGGCCCGAAGCGCAAAUCAGGCGCAGCUGAUGGGAAUGGACUGUCUUCCGCGAGAUCGGAGGCGGGAACCCCUCCUUUGGGGUCGCAGGGAUACCGUCGCGCAUCGCGCAAGCUGUCCCCCGGCCACUCAGACCGAUCAAACUCUCCAGUUCCUCGAACUGAAACGCCCGGACUUUCAGCCAUGCAACAUGCGCAAUCUCAUCACAACUCGAACAUCGCGCCGCAGCAUAUGUUUGAUAGUGUGACCAUGGACCAGACCAGCCAGCUCCCGAGUUCGCUCCCAUCUACCCAGAUACGCCAGCCUUCUCCCACAUCUGCGUCUGCGCCAGCGGACCGCCACCAUGAUUCUCCGCAAACGUAUGAAGACCUGCUAGCGGCGAACACGUCCUUGAAGACUCGUGUUAGCGAGCUGGAUCUCAUCAAUGGGCUCUUCAGAGGGCGCGUCGCGGAGCUUGAGCAGAGCGAUGCAACUGCGCGCCGGUCUGAGAUGAUUCUCCGCGAUUCUGAAGUACGUUUACGGCGGUCCCUCGACGAGUCCCAGCGGCGGGAGGAAGAAAUGAAGCGACGCAUAUCCGAGUUGGAGCGUCAGCUUUCCGACCAGACCGGCGGAGGGAAUCCCGCCCAAGAGAACCCUCUGGAGCCGUUGGCCAAGCGAAUGAGGCUUUCCGAUGUGGUGGAGCAAUCCUCAAACUCAGCCAAAUCGCCGAAGAGCAUCUAG